AGACUUUUAUUUUGUGAAGUAGCCAUUGCGCUUCCAGCGUCCAGAAAAGUAUCCAUGUUAUGGCAUUUCCCCCGCACGUCCUGGAAAACUCCUCUGCCAUGGUCUUGUAGGUUUAUUCUCAGGAUCAAGAGAAAGAAGUUAAAAUGACUAAUCCACUGAGAGGAGAGGUGGUCAGAUUGUACAAAAAUCUUUUGUAUCUUGGACGGGAAUAUCCAAAAGGCACCACAUACUUCAGGGAGCGUCUGAAAGCUGCUUUCAUGAAGAACAAAGACGUCACCGAUCCUGAGAAAAUCCAAAAGCUGAUUGACCGUGGAGAAUUUGUGAUCAAAGAACUCGAGGCACUUUACUUCCUCAGGAAAUACAGAGCUAUGAAGAAACGCUAUUACGAACCAGAGCAUUAAUCAAUGAUCCUUUCUGUCACAAGUGCCAGACUAUAUGUGUCUCAAAAGUUUUUGAAAAUCUGUAUCUGAUGUGUUGCACUAUAACAGAUCUGGACAUAAAUGUUUCUUUUUUGUACUAUUACUACAUCUUUGUUACAUUUAGCUGUUAAUUUAAUAAUGUUUCUUAAUAGGUGUGACGUGUGUAUGUAUAUUUAAAGACCCUUCAGUUUAAUGGUGUUUUAAGGAAGUUUGAGUAGAUAACUCUACAUCACAGAAAGCGAGGUUGGUUUUUCCAAAAGAUUUCUCCAGCUCCCGCACCAGGUCAAGCUUACCCGAACUGCCGGAAACCUUUUAGUGCAAAUAAUUCAAAAUGGAAAAAGUUAUGGGAAUAAUGUGAGUAUAUAUGUCAAUUUAUGCAGACACAUACAAUAAAAUGGAUACUCACUUUUUCUUUAAA
Molecule: messenger RNA, 837 nt
Organism: Pimephales promelas (fathead minnow)
Lineage: Eukaryota; Metazoa; Chordata; Actinopteri; Cypriniformes; Leuciscidae
Gene: lyrm5a
Product: LYR motif containing 5a
Biological process (GO): respiratory electron transport chain
Cellular component (GO): mitochondrion
Source: RefSeq, a predicted model, not a curated record